Cinclus cinclus is the source of this 558-nucleotide messenger RNA. It is a transcript of the gene MSRB2, whose product is annotated as methionine sulfoxide reductase B2. The coding region runs from base 1 to 552 and encodes 183 amino acids. Gene Ontology annotation, biological process: response to oxidative stress; protein repair. The record is from RefSeq and is a predicted model, not a curated record. Gene Ontology annotation, molecular function: peptide-methionine (R)-S-oxide reductase activity. Lineage: Eukaryota; Metazoa; Chordata; Aves; Passeriformes; Cinclidae. The transcript has 5 exons. Gene Ontology annotation, cellular component: cytoplasm.
AUGGCGGCUCGUCCGCUGGGGAAGAUGCUCGGGAGGAUGCUCGGGAGCCGCCGCCUGCUCCUCCUGCUGCGCUCCCCGCUGCCGAGCGCCCGCGCUGCGCACAGAGGCACAGACACAGGCCCCCUCACUAAACAAGCUGAAGCGGCUGCUGGUACAGACUGGAAAAAAAAAUUGACUCCAGAGCAAUUCUAUGUUACACAAGAAAAAGGAACUGAACCGCCAUUCAGUGGGAUCUAUCUGAACAACACGGAAUCAGGAAUAUACUGCUGCGUGUGCUGCAAUGCCCCCCUCUUCAGCUCAGAGAAGAAGUACAAUUCUGGGACUGGAUGGCCAUCUUUUUCUGAGGCUUAUGGUACUUGUGGAAAAGAUGAAAGUAAUACCAAUAUCACAAGACGACCAGAUAAUUCACUGGGGUCAACUAGAACUGAAGUUGUCUGCAAACAGUGUGAUGCCCAUCUAGGCCAUGUGUUUGAUGAUGGACCCACACCUUCUGGACAGAGGUUCUGUAUCAACAGUGUCUCAUUAAACUUCAAACCAGGCUCUGGUCAGUGAGGAGUG